Molecule: messenger RNA, 1820 nt
Organism: Arvicola amphibius (Eurasian water vole)
Lineage: Eukaryota; Metazoa; Chordata; Mammalia; Rodentia; Cricetidae
Gene: Ubxn7
Product: UBX domain protein 7
Exons: 11
Coding region: 56-1525 (489 amino acids)
Biological process (GO): proteasome-mediated ubiquitin-dependent protein catabolic process
Cellular component (GO): nucleus
Molecular function (GO): ubiquitin binding
Source: RefSeq, a predicted model, not a curated record
GUCGUGUGUGUGUGUGUCUGUGUUGUUGUUCCGCGGCGGCGGCGGCGGCGGUAAGAUGGCUGCCCACGGGGGCUCCGCGGCGUCGUCGGCGCUAAAGGGGUUAAUUCAGCAGUUCAUGGCCAUCACCGGUGCAAGUGAAAGUGUAGGAAAACAUAUGCUUGAAGCUUGUAACAACAACCUGGAGAUGGCAGUCACUAUGUUUUUGGAUGGUGGAGGAAUUGCUGAGGAGCCCAGUACCAGUUCAGCAAGUGUUUCUGCAGUCAGACCACACACAGAAGAAGAAGUUCGUGCCCCAAUUCCUCAAAAGCAAGAAAUAUUGGUGGAGCCAGAACCUUUGUUUGGUGCCCCUAAAAGACGAAGGCCUGCACGUUCAAUAUUUGAUGGUUUCCGAGAUUUUCAAACUGAAACUAUUAGGCAAGAACAGGAAUUAAGAAAUGGAGGCGCAAUAGAUAAGAAACUAACCACCCUUGCAGAUCUGUUCCGGCCCCCAAUUGACUUGAUGCACAAAGGCAGCUUUGAAACAGCCAAAGAGUGUGGCCAGAUGCAAAAUAAGUGGCUGAUGAUAAACAUUCAAAAUGUACAAGACUUUGCAUGCCAGUGCCUCAACCGUGAUGUGUGGAGCAAUGAAGCUGUGAAGAAUAUUAUCCGGGAACAUUUCAUUUUCUGGCAGGUUUAUCAUGACAGUGAGGAAGGUCAGAGAUACAUACAGUUUUAUAAAUUAGGGGAUUUCCCCUAUGUUUCCAUCUUGGACCCACGGACAGGUCAGAAGCUAGUAGAGUGGCACCAAUUAGAUGUGUCUUCUUUCUUGGACCAAGUAACAGGGUUUCUGGGUGAACAUGGGCAACUGGAUGGACUUUCUAGCAGUCCCCCCAAAAAAUGUGCCCGAUCAGAGAGCCUCAUAGAUGCCAGUGAAGACAGCCAGCUGGAAGCUGCCAUCAGAGCCUCUCUGCAGGAGACACAUUUCGACUCAGCACAGGCAAAGCAGGAUAACCGCUCAGAUGAAGAAUCUGAAUCAGAACUUUUUUCUGGCAGUGAGGAAUUCAUAUCGGUUUGUGGCUCUGAUGAAGAGGAGGAGGUAGAGAAUCUUGCUAAGUCCAGAAAGUCUCCUCAUAAAGAUCUGGGGCAUAGAAAAGAGGAGAACAGAAGACCACUGACGGAGCCCCCAGCCAGAACUGAGCCUGGCACAGCCACAAACCAUCAAGGAUUGCCAGCCAUGGAUCCUGAGCUCUUGGAGAUGUCACCCGAAAAGUCAGAUGGAAUAGUGGAGGGGAUAGAUGUAAAUGGACCAAAAGCACAGCUAAUGCUACGGUACCCAGAUGGAAAAAGGGAGCAGAUCACUCUUCCAGAGCAAGCUAAGCUGCUGGCUUUGGUGAGGCACGUCCAGUCUAAAGGAUAUCCAAAUGAGCGCUUUGAACUUCUUACCAAUUUCCCUCGGAGGAAGCUCUCUCAUCUGGACUAUGACAUUACCUUACAAGAGGCAGGCCUCUGUCCUCAAGAGACUGUCUUUGUACAGGAAAGAAAUUAACACCAUGACUUGACCUCUCUCAGCUUACCCCUUCUUCCCUUUUCCUGUGAGAUACCAUGUCACUAAGUAUGCAUUUUGGCUCAUAGGACUAUAGAGCCAAAGCUGGACUAGCAAGUCACCUGCCUUUCCUUUAUUUCUUUCUGUCACCUGCAAUUAGUGUCUUUCCUGCUUCUCUUUCUCCCCUCUUCCUCUGUGAUUUUCUUUUUCUCACUUUAUCACAUGUGACCAAAUGAAAGUGUAAAGAUAAGGAUAAGAUCUCUCCCAGUACUGGCAGCAGAAAAGUGUGUUCUAAUAA